Messenger RNA from Dama dama (fallow deer), 6302 nucleotides. RefSeq names its product membrane associated guanylate kinase, WW and PDZ domain containing 3 (gene MAGI3). Gene Ontology annotation, molecular function: protein binding. NCBI's taxonomy places the organism in Eukaryota, Metazoa, Chordata, Mammalia, Artiodactyla, Cervidae. Gene Ontology annotation, biological process: signal transduction. Gene Ontology annotation, cellular component: cytoplasm. The transcript is spliced from 21 exons. The coding region runs from base 41 to 4468 and encodes 1475 amino acids. The record is from RefSeq and is a predicted model, not a curated record.
GCCCGCGCGGGGUCUCCCCCAUGGUGCAGCGGGGUUCGUGAUGUCGAAGACGUUGAAGAAGAAGAAGCACUGGCUCAGCAAGGUGCAGGAGUGCGCGGUGUCCUGGGCCGGGGCCCCGGGCGACUUGGGCGCCGAGAUCCGGGGAGGUGCGGAGCGCGGCGAGUUCCCCUACCUGGGGCGGCUCCGCGAAGAGCCCGGCGGGGGCACCUGCUGCGUCGUCUCGGGCAAGGCGCCCAGCCCCGGGGAUGUGCUGCUGGAGGUGAACGGGACGCCUGUCAGCGGGCUCACCAACCGGGACACCCUGGCUGUCAUCCGCCACUUCCGCGAGCCCAUCCGUCUCAAGACUGUGAAACCAGGCAAAGUCAUUAAUAAAGAUUUGCGACAUUACCUAAGUCUUCAGUUUCAGAAAGGAUCAAUUGACCAUAAACUGCAGCAAGUGAUCAGAGAUAAUCUUUACUUGAGAACCAUUCCAUGUACUACAAGGGCCCCCAGGGAUGGGGAAGUACCAGGGGUGGACUAUAAUUUCAUUUCUGUUGAACAGUUCAAAGCACUGGAGGAGAGCGGAACAUUGUUAGAAAGUGGAACGUAUGAUGGAAACUUCUAUGGAACUCCCAAGCCUCCAGCAGAGCCCAGCCCUUUCCAGGCAGAUCCAGUUGAUCAGGUCCUCUUUGAUAAUGAAUUUGACGCAGAGUCCCAGAGAAAACGGACUACAUCUGUCAGCAAGAUGGAAAGAAUGGACAGCUCCCUUCCUGAAGAGGAAGAAGACGAAGACAAGGAAGCUGUUAACGGCAGUGGAAAUGCAGCAGAAAAUAGAGAGAGGCAUUCUGAGCCAUCUGAUUGGAUAAAGACCGUCCCAAGUUACAACCAAACAAACAGUUCCAUGGACUUUAGAAAUUAUAUGAUGCGAGAUGAAAAUCUGGAACCACUGCCCAAAAACUGGGAAAUGGCCUACACUGAUACAGGGAUGAUCUACUUCAUUGACCACAAUACCAAGACAACCACCUGGUUGGAUCCUCGUCUUUGUAAGAAAGCCAAAGCCCCUGAAGACUGUGAAGAUGGAGAACUUCCUUACGGCUGGGAGAAAAUAGAGGACCCUCAGUAUGGGACAUACUAUGUUGAUCACCUUAACCAGAAAACCCAGUUUGAAAAUCCAGUGGAGGAAGCCAAAAGGAAAAAGCAGUUAGGACAGGCUGAUACUGGGUCUUCAAAACCAGAUACAGAAAAAUCACACUUCACUCGAGAUCCAUCCCAGCUUAAAGGCAUCCUUGUUCGAGCGUCAUUGAAAAAAAGCACAAUGGGAUUUGGUUUUACCAUUAUUGGUGGGGAUAGGCCUGAUGAGUUCCUACAAGUGAAAAAUGUGCUGAAAGAUGGUCCUGCAGCUCAGGAUGGGAAAAUUGCACCAGGUGAUGUUAUUGUAGACAUCAAUGGCAACUGUGUCCUUGGUCACACACAUGCAGAUGUUGUCCAGAUGUUUCAGUUGGUACCUGUCAAUCAGUAUGUAAACCUCACUCUUUGUCGUGGGUAUCCACUUCCUGAUGACAAUGAAGAUCCUGUUGUGGACAUUGUUGCUGCUACUCCUGUCAUCAAUGGACAGUCAUUAACUAAGGGAGAGACUUGCCUGAAUACUCAGGAUUUUAAGUCAGGAGCAGUGGUGCUGGACCAGAAUGGAAAAUCGGGACACAGCUUGAUCAGUGAUCGUUUUAAUGGCGCAUCAGAUCUGAGUGAACAGAGAGCAUCUAUGGCAUCGUCAGGCAGCUCCCAGCCAGAACUAGUGACUAUCCCUCUGAUCAAGGGCCCUAAAGGCUUUGGGUUUGCAAUUGCUGACAGCCCAAGUGGACAGAAAGUGAAAAUGAUACUGGAUAGUCAGUGGUGUCAAGGCCUGCAGAAAGGGGACAUCAUUAAGGAGAUUUACCACCAAAAUGUGCAGAGUUUAACACAUCUCCAAGUGGUAGAGGUGCUAAAGCAGUUUCCAGUAGGUGCAGAUGUACCAUUACUUAUCUUAAGAGGAGGUCCUCCUUCACCAACUAAAACUGCCAAAUUGAAAACAGAUAAAAAGGAAACUUCAGAAAGUUUGGAGGCCAUAAAUGAGCCUGUUCCCCAGCCUAUGCCUUUUCCACCCAGCAUUAUCAGGUCAGGAUCCCCAAAACUGGAUCCUUCUGAGGUCUACCUGAAAUCUAAGACUUUAUAUGAAGAUAAACCACCAAACACCAAAGAUUUGGAUGUGUUUCUUCGGAAACAGGAAUCAGGGUUUGGCUUCAGAGUACUGGGAGGAGAUGGACCUGACCAAUCUAUAUACAUUGGAGCCAUCAUUCCUCUGGGCGCAGCUGAGAAAGAUGGUCGGCUCCGUGCAGCUGAUGAGCUGAUGUGCAUUGAUGGAAUUCCUGUUAAAGGGAAAUCACACAAACAAGUCCUAGACCUAAUGACAACCGCUGCUCGAAAUGGCCACGUGUUAUUAACUGUCAGAAGAAAGAUCUUCUACGGUGAGAAACAACCUGAGGAUGACAGCUCUCAAGCCUUCCUUUCAACACAGAAUGGAUCUCCCCGCUUGAACCGAGCAGAGGCCCUGGCCAGGCCUGCUCCCCAGGAGCCCUAUGAUGUUGUCUUGCAACGAAAAGAAAAUGAAGGAUUUGGAUUUGUCAUUCUCACUUCCAAGAGCAAGCCACCUCCAGGAGUUAUUCCUCAUAAAAUUGGCCGAGUCAUAGAAGGAAGUCCAGCUGAUCGCUGUGGGAAGCUGAAAGUUGGAGAUCAUAUCUCUGCAGUGAAUGGGCAGUCCAUUGUUGAGUUGUCCCAUGAUAACAUUGUUCAGCUGAUCAAGGAUGCUGGGGUCACUGUCACACUAACGGUCAUUGCUGAAGAAGAGCAUCUUGGUCCACCAUCAGGAACAAACUCUGCCAGGCAAAGCCCAGCCCUGCAGCACAGGCCUGUGGGACAGUCACAGGCCAACCACAUACCUGGGGACAGAAGUGCCACAGAAGGCGAGAUUGGAAAAGACGUCUCCAUUUCCUACAGACACUCGUGGUCUGACCACAAGCACCUUGCACAGCCUGACACCGCAACAAUUUCCGUCGUAGGCAGUCGGCACAAUCAGGGCCUCGGCUGUUACCCAGUGGAGCUGGAGCGGGGCCCCCGAGGCUUUGGAUUCAGCCUCAGGGGUGGGAAGGAGUACAACAUGGGGCUGUUCAUCCUUCGUCUUGCUGAGGAUGGUCCUGCCAUCAAAGACGGCAGAAUUCACGUUGGUGACCAGAUUGUUGAAAUCAAUGGGGAACCCACACAAGGCAUCACACAUACUAGAGCAAUUGAGCUCAUUCAGGCUGGUGGAAAUAAAGUUCUUCUUCUGUUGAGGCCAGGAACUGGCUUGAUACCUGACCAUGGUGAUUGGGAUAUUAAUAACCCUACAUCUUCCAAUGUGAUUUAUGAUGAACAGUCACCAUGUCACCCAUCUUCACACUCUGCUUCCAUAUUUGAAGAGUCUCAUGUGCCAGUAACUGAAGAAUCAUUGAUGAGAGUUCAGAUAUGUGAAAAGGCAGAAGAAUUAAAGGACACUGUGCCUGAAAGGAAAAGCACUUUAAAUGAAAAUCAGUCUGAUAUAAAACAUAAGUCUCUUCUCCAUAAAAAUGUGAAUAAAAGAGAUCCACCCAACAGUCAUGGGCAUGGUGAUAAGAAAAAUCUCUUGAAAGCAGAAAAUGGCAUCACACCAAGAGGCAGGUCUGCUAGUCCCAAGAAGUCAGCCAGUCAACAUCUGGAAGAACAUGCAGAAAAGAUUCCCAGUCCUCUAAAAAAUGACCCCAAAAGAAGACCCAGAGAUCGCUCACUCAGCCCCAGGAAAGGCGAGAAUAAAAGCAGUCAGCUCGGCACUGGGACAGCUUCUGGACAGGAUCACUGUGGAAAAAGCAGGGGACGGUCUUCAAGCCCAAAGAAGCAGCAAAAAACUGAAGGCAGCAAAGACCAGUCUAAUGCGAGUCGAAGAGCAGGGGGCCAUGCUAGCAACAAUGCUGAGCAUAUCUCAGAUGCAAAAGAAAGAUCAGGUGUUUUGGGGAGAGAUACAAAUCAGAGUCAGCCUGGAAAAAACAGAACCAGGUCUCCAGAGAAAAAAAGCAAGCGAGUGGAUGAAAGGUCUCUUCCAUCCAAAAAGACUAACAACAUUACUAGUAGGGCAAUACCAGAAAAUGAAAAAGGCAAAAAAGCAACCUCUGGACAGAUGAGUUCUAGUAAAGAUAAAACAGGAGAAAAUGUCAGAAUAUCAGAGAAGAAGCUAAAGCAGGAACCUGACGAAAGGAUGGUUUUAAGCAAAACAGAAGAUCACAAGAGAAAAGAACUUGAGGCGGCUGACAAAAACAAAGAGAGCGGAGGGUUCAAACCUGAAAGUGGUUCUCCCGCUAAGAAAACACCAAUAACUCCAGGGCCCUGGAAGGUACCAAGUGCAAGCAGAACCACGGGCACCACUGGUGUGGCUGAGAAGCGGCUGUGACCUUUAGUAUAAAACAAAGAAAAACAAGUUGUAAUCUUUUCUUACAAAAAAGCAGCAUUUCCCCCAACCCCCACCAAAAUCUUUUUUUCCAGAAAUUCUGAAACACAUAUAAGGACAUUUCAAUUUGAGCAUCAGGUUACCUAGCUGCAUGAAGGGCCUGUAGGAUUGCUAAGAGCCCACUGCCCCUCUUUGCGCUCAGGAGGGAGCUGAAUCCCAGUGCUCGUCGGACACACCCCGCUCAGGACACCCGGCUCGUCCUCAUGAGUGUCUGAACAAAUGACAUGUUGACAUUCAUAACGUGGUUACAACUCAUUUUAUAUUUGUGCCAAGUUAUCUACUGUAUCAUGUCUAUUUUAUCCUUCUCACUCAGCUAUUUCCACAGUAAUGAAAAAAGUAGGUUUGGCUCGGAAGUUGAUACUCUCAAUAGCAUGUUGCAUGUUUAUAGACAGAAAUAUUUGAGCCCUUGCAGAAGAAGAGAUUGUUAACUCAUCAUUAAAGAUGGCAGUUACCUUUCCUAACAGCUACUGAUAAUGUCCCCGUUUAAAAAUAAAACUCCCAAAUAUCACUACUGGAAAGAAAAAAGAAAAUGUAGUCAAAUACUGACUUUUCGUAUGAUUUUGUUUAUUGUAAUUCGGCUGGAUAAGGCAUUUCAAAUAACUGAGUUCACUUCCUGCUGUGUUAUCCAACCCUAAUUGAUGCAGCAUCUCAGAUCACCCUUUUAUUUGUUACUUUAUUAUGAAACCACCAAGAGACAUGUGGAAAUAUCACUUACUGCUAUUUGAAAUUUCUGAAAUCCAAAUUUGUGCUUCUGGAUAUUUUGAUUGAAUUAUCAAUGCUAAGUCAUUUAGUCAUUAAUACAUAAUAUAUAUUUGAAGAGAGACUUAAAUCACAAAACCAGUUUCACAGUCUGUUGCCAGAUGAAGGACCAUCUGGCAGCAGCUAUAUGUUCAGGUGUGUAGAAGCAGAACUUACCUGAGACUCGCUCAGCAACUGAGGACAAACGUGGUGGUAGACAUUGCAAGAUCUUAUUUAAUUGCUAGCUGUAUUAACUUAUUUAAAAACAGGAGAGUAAUCAUCUGCUUAGCUUGUACAAAUUUUCAGAAUUCUUAAUUUUAAGGCCUAACUAAAGAUGUUUAUUGGAAGGUGGUUAACAGUUUUUAGCUCCAUAAAACAGAUCCGGGUUUUUCAGCCCCCAGAACUAGCAAUCGGUAGCAUCUAUAAAUAAAGGAACAUUCUCAGAAUAAAACCAUUUUCUGGAGUAUUUGAACGCUGUUGUUCUGUCACCCUGGGUUCAUCUUGUUAUUGUGAAACGCAUCAUGUUCAGGUCCUUCCCUCUCAGAAUCUAACUGUGAAAUUCUUUAAUAUAACAACUGAAGCCCCUGUAGAUAAGACAUUCUUCCCAGAGUGAGAUUUUUUGAAACCCCCUUUUCAUCCAGAACUAUAUUUACCCACCUAUUGUAACUACUUGAAUAGAGACAAAUUAGAAGGCUUGAUAAAUGCUAAGAAUUUAGUACCACAGAAAUGAUUUAUUUUCCCUAUAGUCCACAAUUAGUGAUAAAAAUCCUAUUUUUAUUGUUAACUGUGACAUAACUUUGAUGUCAUCUGUUGUCAGUCUGAUGUGGCUCUUUCCUCUCUUAAGUAACCGGUCACUGUACUGAUUCUGUACUGACUUAGCAAUGUGGCCUUGGAAUGCUAAGCAAAAUAUGGAUGUACUGGUUGUAAAUGUUUAUAUAUUGUACAGUACCUUUAUAUAUACACUUGAGGUUCUGAUUAGAGAAAGAGAUCUGUAAAUCGCUCGUUAUUUUUUAUAUAGAUAUUAAAAAAACAAAAAUCA